UGACAACGGAGAACGAACGCAACGGAGAACAAAAUCUCAAAAUAUUACACUAAUCAGUUUGUAGAUACAUUCGCAGCUAGUUCGUUUCGUUAAAUAAUAAUUUUUCAUUAUGGCUAAAAAACCUUUGAAUUUUUAUGAAAUGCCCAACGAUGCGCCCGUGCGCGACAUUAAGUUGGAGAGCGAGAAGCAAUCGGUGGCGGACGCAAUCAACUUCUUUAAGAUUGCCGCCGAUCGCCCGCCGCCAGAUCGCACGCCCAAGGAUCCGGGUCCAACGGUGGCCGAUGAGUUGAAUGCACGCCUGGCUAUGGUGCAGCUGCGUCCGGAUCAUGCCAAGCGCAUACCGCGUUUGGUCAAGACCAACGUACCGGAGCCGCAGCAUCUGUACAGAUUCUUUUGCGUCUGCCCUCGCUAUCAUCCCUGCUAUGUGCCCUGCCAGCACACUGGCCAAAUAAUCAUCGAUCGCGACAUGCUGAAGCGUGAGGAGCACAUCUGCUUUCUGGCCACACCCAAGAAGGACUUUCUAUCGCCGCUGCGUAUGCGUCAGCCGCGCUAUAUUACCAAGAAGAUCUAUGUGCCCAUUUGCACGGCGCGCGUAGAGCGCCUGGCCGUGCCACAUCCGCUGCGUGUGCGCGGCACUUGGGAAGACUUUAGGCACAUACUCAACAAGCGACAUCGCCAAGCGCUGCAGGACCAAAUGAAGCCCAAGCCGCCCGUGGAGACACUCACCAUGGAGAAGGCCAUGGAGUAUCUGGAGGAGGAGAUGCGUCAGCGUCGCGCUGCCAAGCUGCAGCACAAGAAGCGCUGCAAGAAUCUCAAGAAACUCAUACUGGAGCGACAGCGCAAGCAGAUGAUCAAGAUUGUCUGCGUGCUGUUCGAGGAAAUGAAGGAUUUCCUGCUCAACGAUCAGUUCAUCAUAGACGAACAAUCGCCACUAUGCGCCGUCAUACUGGAUCGCAUCAAGGAGUUUACGGAACAAGAGUUCUACACCACCAGCAAUCUGCGCGAAUAUCAGCGCAUCUUGGCCAACAAUCUGACCGUGUGGAUAAACAAGUUUAUCUCGAAUCUGAACAUUUAUUUGGCGCCGCAAGAGGUGCCCGUGGAGCGCACCAUGCAUGGAGAAUAUCCGGAAACCUUUGUCCCCCUGUCAGACUUCAUAUCACUUUCCGAGCACCAUGGCGAGGAAAUGGGCGGUACUGACUUUGACUAUGAUCUGAGCGAAUUCGAGGGCAUGAACGAAUCCAUUAACGAUUAUUUGCGUGAUAACGAUAACGAUCUAAUCAAUCUACCUGGCGAGAUGCUGCCCUCCGAGGAGACGAUCAUAUAGAACACGCACACUCACCUUUCAAUUGAGACCAGCUGAGCUCUUUGUAGACACCAUUGCUGUGGAUCUUGGCGCUGUGGUUUCUCAGUAUGUCCACUGGCAUGGCACGGAAGAGAAAGUGCAGAAAAUUCUGUAAUGUAUUGACAAAAUUGCAAGUUAUUUUAUGUGCAACAAAAUUAAAUUGUGACAUUGUCUAA
Messenger RNA from Drosophila busckii, 1518 nucleotides. RefSeq lists its product as uncharacterized. Lineage: Eukaryota; Metazoa; Arthropoda; Insecta; Diptera; Drosophilidae. The record is from RefSeq and is a predicted model, not a curated record. The coding region runs from base 110 to 1324 and encodes 404 amino acids. The transcript has a single exon. Gene Ontology annotation, molecular function: zinc ion binding.